Messenger RNA from Haliotis rubra (blacklip abalone), 1683 nucleotides. RefSeq names its product pheromone-regulated protein PRM7-like. The coding region runs from base 88 to 1071 and encodes 327 amino acids. The transcript has 2 exons. Lineage: Eukaryota; Metazoa; Mollusca; Gastropoda; Lepetellida; Haliotidae. The record is from RefSeq and is a predicted model, not a curated record.
UCCACUGCUGUAUCGGUUCCAACAAACACAGAAAUUGACCCAAUAACCGCGUGCCCUGUCACAACUGAGACGUCAUCAACAUCUACUAUGACGUCAGAACCGAUCUCCGGAUCAUCUACAUGUCCAGGUGCAACUGUGGAUAUUCAACUAUCUAUUUUAACCAACACUCAAUCAAAGACCAUAUAUUCAGCAUAUGCAAGUAUCAGUGAGGGUGAUCCUGUGUACCCAAGUGUAUUUACAUCCGCAAAUAUCUUUCCUGAGACGAACUCAUUGACGUCCCGUUCAGUGAAUUCUCCUGAGACAUCCGUCAUAGAGACUGAAGGUUCUUCCAAAUCACAUUCUACAUCCACAAGUCGCAUGUACUCAGUCGCUGUUUCAAUGAUUUCCAGUUCUGUGAAGACAUCCGUCAUUGAGACCGAAUCUAUCGAAUCACAUCUGACAUCCACAGUGACAUCAAAUAAGCUUACUCCUAUCAGCCUGUAUCCAUCCACCUCGUCUGGGGGUUUCAGAGACAGUACAUCACACAAUUUGUAUUUGAGUAUCGAUCAUCUGACGUUAAUCGCUGACGGCACAACGACCAAAACAGCUUCUGUGUCGGAAGUUGUACACUCGGAAACUUUAACGAUGACCAUGUAUGUAUCGUCUCAAAUCACCACGUUGCCUGAUGUUGUUGGUACGGCAUCAUCUGAGGACACAAGACCUACAUCAACUAUUGUCAGCGAUCCUCUGGAGCCGGAGUCAAGCACACAGGUUUCCAACCUUGAUCUGGAUCCAUCUAGCGUGGCACCAAGUACUGGUCCACCUUCCCCGAAAGAGCGCCACCGUGUUUGCGUAUGCAUGCACCCUCUGACGUCGAUGACAGUCGACGUCGGUGGCAAUAUCUUGGACCGAAAGAAAAUAUCCUCCUACAGAAGGUCCAAGACUUCGGCCAGAGAUGAUCGUGUUUCGGCCAGAACUAUCGGCGCUUCAGGACUUGCCAUCAUCCUAAUCGUCACAGUGCCCAUCGUUUGUGUAGAUGUGGACAUGAUGAUACGAGCGACGGGGCGAUGCAGAAAACGUCAAGCGCUUUGAAUGUUUAGUUGUAUGUGUUGUAGAAGCGGAAUAAGCUUUGAGUGUAUUCCAUACUACUUAGCACACAGUCAAAACACCGUUGUAUCGAAGUUGAGGUAACUGCAUCGAGUCAUCCGAAGUUCGGCUGAACCACCAGGUGAGCUUGGCAUACGUUAACUGAUUCACACUGAGAAGCACAAAUGCAAACGAGAAAAUGAAACUAAUGCCUAUUGAUUUAAUGGAAAAAUGACUUAAGCGACCACCGUAACCACCUCAGAGAUCAAAGUAACGAAGUAAUGCGCAGGUACCAAGUAUUUACUUUGAGACAAGCGGCAUUUCAAAGGUCGACACAAAGGUGCAUAUAUUUAUCGGGUAUAUUUUGGAAAGGGAAAUCCGAUUUCGUAUAACUACAACAAGAAUACUGCCACAUAAGUGACAGAUUUAAAAAGUUGAUGAUGGGAAUAUACAGCAUUGCUUCUAAUACACAUUGCCUCUACGAGGUACUCUUUUAAAUGAAAUUUAUAAACUAUGUUUUGUUUGGUUAGCUCAGUCUUCAAAAGCUUUUACGACUCAGUGUAUAAUCUUCUUUCUGUUUUCUGCUUCGUUAAUUUGAUUACAAAGAUCCGGGUUAGA